AUGUCUGCUGUCUCACAUUCACCAUCGGCGCCAGCCCCCACUGAAGAGAGGACAACAUCGCCAUCGCAACACCCGUACAACGCGCCAACAUGUGACGUAUCAGCUGGAGGGCAGCAAGCAAUGUGGGAAGGUGGCACAGAGUAUCACGCCCAUUCUCCCAUUUCAAGUGAUUGCGAACAAGAGGACGACCACCUGGACGAUACGUCUACAACAAGCAUGGACCGAGCGAGUCAAAGAACCCUGAGGAGGACUACACGCAGUCGGCGCAUCCACCGGUCUUUAUCAGGGCUGCAAUUAGACCAAUCCGGCGCGGCAGAGAGCAAGGCUGACAGGACGCACGAUUUGCAGUCCUCGAGGAGAGGAUCGAAUGCGUCUCCUGCAUCAUCUGAGGAUGAGUGGGAGGAGUGCGAGCAAUACUCCAAUUCUAAGGCCCAAGACGAUCAGCAGGAGGAGACGAUGCAGCAUCAGAGUCGCCAUGCGUAUCCUUUGCAAGCGCCGGUCAGUAAUGGGAAUCUCAGUGGAACGCAAUUUGAAACCAAACUGCCAAAUGAGCGGCCCAAUCGAUCCGACCAAACGAGCAAAGACGUUCAAGCUGCUAUGAGAAGGUCGAAAGGUCAACGUCAGGUCUAUCCACUACAGUCUCCAGCGAGCAAAUCGCAUCUUGGAGGAUCACCAACGCCGCCUCCGUCUUCGCCAGAAAGCGAGUUUCGCCCGGCAAGCACGCAAAGUCAGAGGAGAGAUGAUGUGCCAAAAAAGAAGACCAAGAACAUUCCUAGCCGUCAAGCAUAUCCUUUGCAAGCACCCGCAAGCGUGGCCAAUUUACAGCGUCCGCUUUCGCCACCAACCUCGCCGGAGAGGUCAUCCGAAUAUGAGAGGGCUUUUAUGAGCGAGAGCGUCGGCAGUGUGGGAGGUCAAUCUCAGAGCAAGGCAUACAAGCGCCAACCUUAUCCUUUGCAGGCACAAGCGAGCGUUGCGGAGCUACAGCGUCCAACAUCUACGUCGUCUUCAAAUGCGAGCGAACUAGAGAAUGUACGCCAGAAGGAUGAACUACAGCAACACGAGGCGGCAGUGGCUUCGAAGGUCGUCAAUCAAUGGCGCGCGCACGCGCACGAGAAACAAGAACCAGUUCACCUACCGCAAAACAUGCGAGCGGCGUCCAACGGCAAAGACCACAACCAUGGAGGGCGGACCAUUGUCGUCUGCCUCGACGGUACGGGCGACAAAUUCGACAACGACAACAGCAACAUUGUGCAUCUCGUCAGUGCUCUCAAGAAAGACGCUGCCAACCAAGUCUCCUAUUACCAAGCGGGCAUUGGCACGUACGGCGAAGGUGGUCUCAGUGGUGGCUUCAGUGCUGCUAUGGACAUGGCAGUCGGGUCUGGCCUUGGCCUGCACGUCAGAGACGCCUACAAUUUCCUCAUGCACUCGUACAAGGAAGGCGACAAGAUCUGCAUCUUCGGCUUCUCACGAGGGGCGUACACCGCGCGAUGUCUCGCCGGCAUGAUUCAUAAGGUCGGGCUGCUGCCGGCUCGGAAUCUGGAACAGAUCCCGUUCGCAUACCAAUUCUAUGCCGAUGACACGGCGCAAGGCUGGAAGCAAAGCGAGGACUUCAAAUCCACAUUUUGUAUCGAUGUCUGCGUGCACUUUCUGGGCUGCUUUGAUAGUGUGGCGAGCGUGGGUCUCAUUCCACGACAGCUGCCGCUUAGCAGCACGCCGGGGAGUAAGCCUCGCUAUUUCAGACAUGCGAUGGCAUUGGAUGAGCGGCGAUCCAAGUUUAAGAUCUGUCGCCACCGAAAGAUGGACUGGGAAGACAUUGAGGGCACGGAAGACGAAAAGUCCACGCAUGUCAACUUGUCCGACGAGGAGUACAACCGACUAGUCGGCAACCACGACCCAUUCGAUACCGACGUCCUCGAAGUCUGGUUCGCCGGCGCUCACGCGGACGUCGGAGGAGGUGCUGUCCCCAACGCCGAGCGACACAAGCUGGCGCAGAUCCCUCUACGCUGGAUGAUCCGCCAGGCAUUCGAGUGCAACACCGGGAUCGUCUUCAAAACUGCCGUCCUCGCUGAACACGGUCUGGACGUGCACACGCUCUGGCCCAAUUACCGCAGUCUCAGUAUACCGGACUCUGGCCCGCCGGCCUCAAUGCUGGAAAGAUAUGAGAAAGGACUUCCUCCCAGAUCCAUCCGUCGUGGCAAAUUGGUUCCGUCCGACAGGCAUGAACAAGGCGAGCAGCUGCUGCAUCUCAACAGUCCCCACGACGACGACUGGACGCCCGAACAGCUCGAGGACUACUUCGAUGCGCUGGGAACGGUGAACGAUCAACUGGUGCAGGCGCCGAACUGGUGGAUCUUGGAGAUGUUGCCGGUGGAGUACAAAGUGCCCACUACGCCUGGCAAAUUCGUCAUGCAGAUGGGUAUGAACCUUGGCCGUUACCGGGGCGUGGAAGAUGUGCAGCCAAAGGUGCACUGGACAGUGGCGCAUCGUUCGCAGCAGCUGGGGUAUCAGAUCCAGGUGAGGACGGCGAAAGAUGUUACUUGGAAAUCGGUUGUUUGA
Molecule: messenger RNA, 2556 nt
Organism: Saxophila tyrrhenica
Lineage: Eukaryota; Fungi; Ascomycota; Dothideomycetes; Mycosphaerellales; Extremaceae
Exons: 2
Coding region: 1-2556 (851 amino acids)
Source: RefSeq, a predicted model, not a curated record